Messenger RNA from Terrapene triunguis (Three-toed box turtle), 630 nucleotides. RefSeq names its product CLN3 lysosomal/endosomal transmembrane protein, battenin (gene CLN3). Gene Ontology annotation, cellular component: membrane; lysosome. The record is from RefSeq and is a predicted model, not a curated record. Gene Ontology annotation, biological process: regulation of intracellular pH; lysosome organization. The transcript has 7 exons. The annotation marks the transcript as partial. Lineage: Eukaryota; Metazoa; Chordata; Testudines; Emydidae.
CAGGCUGUGCUCUUGGCUGACAUCCUGCCCACUCUGCUCAUCAAAUUCAGUGCCCCCUUCUACAUCCACCGAGUGCCCUAUGGCCCGCGGGUGGCACUCUGCAUCCUUUGUGCCUGGGGCAGUUUCCUGCUGGUCGCCUUCUCCACCACCGUGGCCACGAGCAUCGGGGGGGUGGUCCUGGCCAGCGUCUCGUCGGGGCUGGGGGAGAUCAGCUUCCUGGCGCUCACGGCUUUCUACCCCAGCGAGGUGGUGUCGUGCUGGUCGUCGGGCACGGGGGGCGCCGGCCUGCUGGGGGCGCUGUCGUACCUGGGGCUGACGCAGGCCGGCCUCAGCCCCCGUCACACCCUACUGCUCAUGCUCAGCCUGCCCCUGGCCAUGCUGCUCAGCUAUUAUUUCCUGCUGGUGCCCCCCCCCGCGGUGCCGCAGUGGCGCUGGAGUGACUCCGCUGUCCUGCACGACCCCCUGCCCACCGCCCGCCAGCCCCUCAUGGGGGGGACCCCGGCAAAGCAGGGUGGCGGGGGCGCAGAGCUGACGCUGCAGGCCAAGGGGCGUAUUGUGAAGGGUCUCCUGAAAUACCUGCUGCCCCUGGCACUCGUCUACUUCGCUGAGUAUUUCAUCAACCAGGGCCUG